Molecule: messenger RNA, 2515 nt
Organism: Klebsormidium nitens
Lineage: Eukaryota; Viridiplantae; Streptophyta; Klebsormidiophyceae; Klebsormidiales; Klebsormidiaceae
Source: the annotation of a GenBank genome assembly
CUGAUCAACAAGUAGCUCAAUGUGCAUGUGAAGAUCAGAAAGGCAGCUUGCCCAGCUGCCAGCACUGGCAGUCUCACAGCAUGCCCAUUGGCAAAAGCAUUGUGAUUUAUUACAGGUGCAGCAAAAGAGGUUGAUUCCCCUGCUGCUGGCCUGCACCUGCGCCCUUGUUUGCGGGCAGAAUGGUGUGUCUGCGCUCGGAAGAUCAUCGAGUGCUGCUGGCUAGCUUGCUCAUCUUCCGCCUCCUCAAUGCCCUUUUGGUGCAAACAUACUUCAAUCCAGAUGAGUAUUGGCAGAGCUUGGAAGUGGCGCAUCGGCUUGUAUUCAGGUAUGGAUAUAUAACCUGGGAGUGGCGUGAAGGCAUCCGCAGCUAUGCCCACCCGCUCAUCUUUGCUGCGCUGUACAAGGCCCUCGCUCUCUGUGGCUGCGACUCUGCAGCAGCGUUGAGGAUUGCACCCAGACUCCUCCAAGGUGCACUCGCAGCUGUCGGAGAUUCAUUUCUGUACAAGCUGACGGGGCGCAUUUUCUCCCAGAAGGCCGCCAAAUGGGCCCUGGUGUGCCAGCUGCUCAACUGGUUCACGUUCUUCUGCAUCGUCCGACCCUUCUCGAACUGCCUCGAGACCGUCCUCACGACCGCCGCCCUCUUCUACUGGCCCCUCGAAACCAAGCCUCUGCCAAUGAAAGCAACAGAACAAGGAUUCCCAUCAAGCUCCAAGCAACCCACAAAAGUUUACAACCAGCCGCAGAGGAAUGACUCACUUCUUCAGACAGAGACCGGAAGGGCCUCCAAAACUGCAUACGGAUACGCAGACAGCGAAACGGACAGCAAGUAUGGGACCAGCAGAGCUUGUGUGAAUAGGCCCCUCGCCUUGUCUCUUGCCGGGUUGGCAUGUCUUUUCCGGCCAACGAGCGCUGUCCUUUGGGUCUACUUGGGAUUCCAGGAGUUGGCCAGAACGCCCGACAAGAAGCGCUUUGUGUUCCUCGAAGUCCUUCCGAUAGGCUUCGUUUGCUUGGGCGCAUCGACGCUCCUGGACCGUUGGAUGUACGGCGAGUGGACGAUCGUACCGCUGAACUUCGUCUGCUUUAAUCUUAGUGGGGGCGCCGACGCUUAUGGAACGCACCCUUGGCACUGGUACUUCACGGGUGGCCUCCCAGCGAUGGCCACGACGCUCCUUCCGUUCGCUAUGGUGGGCGUCUGGCGGAGCCGGAACGGAGCGCUUGCGUGCGUCAUCGUCUGGGUUAUGGCGGCUUACAGCUUGUUGGGACACAAGGAGCUCAGGUUCAUCCUUCCGAUUCUGCCCCUUGUAAUGGCCUUCGCCGGCGAAGCGCUGGCAAGCUUGGACAGUCCCGGUCGUUCCGGUGGCCGCCCUGAUGCGGAGCUUCCGGAAACGGAAUUGCAACCCUCCAAAUCGGGACGGGAUUCAGCUCCCCGAAGCUCGGAACGAGAUUUGCACCCCUCCAACUCGGAACCCGAUCUCUCUUCCAACGACCCGUCGCGCUUCCAAACGAACCCCCGAGUCGUAACGUCCUUGCACAGGCGCCGGCCGGUCAACCCCUCCAAAACCCCUGCUGACGUCACCCAGUCCAAACCCCCGCCCGGCACCGUCGGCGCAAAGCUCUCCGCUGACGUCACAAGCACCUGCGGAAACGCCCCCGCUCCCUCCAAACGCUCCCCUGGCGCUACCACCGCCGUCUUCUCUCCCGUCGGCACCUCCGGUCUCGGCAAACCCUCCGCUGACGUCUCACCCCCUUCCGCUGACGUCACACCUCCCUCCGCUGACGUCACACCCUCCUCGCGGCCCCUCGCUCUGCGCCUGUUGCUCGCGUUCCUAAUUCUUACCCAAAUUCCGAUGGCGCUUUACUUUUCGAUGAUUCACCAACGGGGCGCGGUGCGAGUCGCCGAGUGGCUGGCAGACGAGGCGCGGGCGGGCGGGGUUUCGGGGGUUUGGUUCCUCAUGCCGUGCCAUUCUACGCCGUUCUACAGCCACGUGCAUGCGCGCGUGCCCAUGCGGAUUCUGGAGUGCGCGCCCAGCUCUAAGCCGGGCCACGUGCGGGAGGACGACCGCUUCUUCCGCGACCCGGCGGCCUUUCUUUCACGGGAGUUCGAACUGCUGUCCAACAACGGGUCUGGGUCCCAGCACGCUGAGAUCGACCGCAGAAGAGCCACGUGGCAGCAGCUGAUUGGCUCCGCUGCGGAGGGGCUCGCGGAAAAGCUGCCCAGAGGGUUUUGCCAAGGGACCCCGCUUCUUCCACGCACACUUUCCAGUGGACCGGGAGCUUCAAAGCCACGUGGUCGUGUACGCGCGCGUUUCUGGGGGUGCAGCUUGAGUGCUAAUCUACCAGGACGGCGCUGCGCUUCCAACGACGAGAGCGGAGCGCCCACUUGUGGCACUGGAAGGGGAAGCGAGUUGACACCAAAGCUCUUCCACCAGCUACUCAUGACAACCGUGGCCAACCCUAUGACGCAAGGAGUCGGGUAGUGAUCCUUGAGAAUUAGCUUCAAUGAGGAGAGUGCGAG